Molecule: messenger RNA, 2328 nt
Organism: Aureobasidium namibiae CBS 147.97
Lineage: Eukaryota; Fungi; Ascomycota; Dothideomycetes; Dothideales; Saccotheciaceae
Product: putative anaphase-promoting complex subunit Apc5
Exons: 6
Coding region: 1-2328 (775 amino acids)
Biological process (GO): anaphase-promoting complex-dependent catabolic process; protein K11-linked ubiquitination; positive regulation of mitotic metaphase/anaphase transition
Cellular component (GO): anaphase-promoting complex
Molecular function (GO): protein binding
Source: RefSeq, a predicted model, not a curated record
AUGUCGCGAUUCCUUACACCAUCAAAAAUAUGCAUACUCCUUCUGGUUCAAUUAUACCGUGACGGAAAUGUGCCGUCCAAGAGCACGAUAUCGCUCCUUUCGUUCAUCUCCAAGCACACGAUACACAGAUCACCACUUAAUGCCUCCAACCACAGACCAUUGACUCCGCCAUCAAUCGAAGACUUCGAGGCUCUACUGGGAUCACAUCAAUCUGCGAUUCCUGGCCGCUCUCUGUACCAUCUGUUUGUCGACCACCUCUGGGCAAUUCACGACUUCGUUACCUUUACUGCAUUUCUCCAAGACCAGACGUCAGUGACGGCUUCGCUCCAGGAGCAGGUUGAGGGCAGCAAGGCAAAGUUCGUAUGCAGUCCAACAAGUCCAAUCGGUCAAUUUGUCAGAAGAUGCUAUCUGGAGUCUGUCCGGUUGCAAUUCAGUGAUGCCUACCAGCUCUGGGAGGAUUUGGUUGUUUUUCGCGAACCGACCAAGGACAACUAUGUCGAGCGGAAUCCCAGAUCGCCAUAUGCCAACUAUCAUCCGAAUGCAGCGUCAGCAAAUUUGUUACAGCCAGAUCAGGGUGAUGCGUCAGUGAUUCUUCUCGAUCGUAUGAACAAACAGGAUGGUCGACCUGCGGUACCGUCAAGUCUUGAUGAUGUCGAGAAGGUGAUGCACUUCCAGCUAGGGCAGCUCCAAAAAUUGGGUAGCAGGGUGUCGGACGAGAUGAAAGCUCAACUGAGAGCUAUGGUUGAACAAGGCGCAUCAAAGCCUUCGGAUAUGCACUUCAUCAAUUUCUUUGAUGCCUGGAGAAGUGGUGCAUACAACAAGGCUAUUGAGCUUCUUCAUCGUUAUUUCGAUUACACCAUGGAGAGCCAAGGCACAGACCACAUCAAGACAUACCACCAAUAUGCCUUGCUCCAUCUAGCAGUUCUGCACGCAGACUUUGGAUGCUAUGGUGAGGCUAUCUCCGCCAUGAACGAAUGUAUCGCGACCGCUCGUGAGAAUCAAGAUGCUCGUUGUCUGCACUUCAGUCUCUCUUGGCUUGCCCAUCUCCGAAAAGCAUAUCCCGAGUUCUCUCGCCUCGAGAAUGGUGGUGAGGGCAGCGAGCUGGCAGGCAACGAAAGCGACAUCAUCACCUUCCUGCAACAGAAAGCAGUGGAGAACAAAGACUGGGCAACCCUCAGUAGCUCUCUGCUUAGCCAAGCUGAAGUCAAUGUCGAAAGUGGUGGCAGUGUCGCGAGAGCUUUGGAACAGAUUUACCAGUCCAGCUAUCUCAACAGCUUGCACAAUGUUUCCAGCAUGAUACCCAGUCAACUCCGACUCCACUCGGCCAUCUUCAACAGGCUUGGUCAGAUGCCGCUGGCCGAACAUUACUGCAAGGUCAUGUACCAUGUUUUCAGCCAGGAUGCUUCGAGACCGGACGUACUUAACGUGGUGUUACAAAAUGCGCAUAUGCAUAGCAUCUUGGGUGAAACCGAAGAAGCAUACGAGCUUCUCAGACAAAAUGACCCCUCCAAGGAAAAGACAUUGCGUCUCGAUAACACAUUCACUGCUUUCGCUGCGAUGAUCAGUCUGAGACGUGCCAUCCAUCGCAAUGACUUUUUCGUCGCCGAAGAGUUCCUUCGCCAGCUGAAGCCCAUCAGGCAAACAGCAGACGCAGGCGUUAUUUUCGAGACACACGUACUCGAGAUCGAACUCUUGAUGCGGCAAGGAAAACUCUCCAGUGCGUUUGACUGCAUCGAAAAGCAAGUAGCUGAAGCAAAGGCUGCGGAUAGUGCAGAUAUUGUACGGCGCAUUAAGCUGUUGAUUCUCAAGGCAAGACUGUUUGCAAAGGCAGGGCUGCCGACCAAGGGCUUCAGCAUUGCAAUGCGAGCAGCUUCAUCAGCACAAAGAGCCAUGAUCAUGCCGGCGAUGUGGGAAGCUAUAGGCGCCCUGUCUGUCAUUCUCAUUGACCUUGGUGAAUUUGAUGCAGCCAGAAGUCUGGUCGAUGCCAUCAUGCCGCAAGUACUGGAAGGCGGUAACACAACUACAAUUGCACAGCUAUAUUCGAUCCUGACAGACUCUCAUGUUGGCCUUGCCGGCAAGACUUCCGAAACAAAUGCGAAAGAGAGCUCUGGUCACAUCGAUGCCGCAUUCAUCUAUCUCAAUCGGGCACACGACGCAUAUGUCAAGGUCGAAGACUUGGACGGCACCCUGGACAGUCUGAUGAAGAAGGCAAUGCUAUACAAACACAGAGACGACGAGGACAUGAUCGAAGAGAUGGAGCGUCUGUACAACAGCACGGUUCAAGAAGCCGAGAGAAGGCAAUUGGCAAUGCAUGGGCAAGGGGUCUAG